Messenger RNA from Vespula vulgaris, 3662 nucleotides. RefSeq names its product tyrosine 3-monooxygenase (gene ple). Gene Ontology annotation, molecular function: tyrosine 3-monooxygenase activity; iron ion binding. The record is from RefSeq and is a predicted model, not a curated record. Gene Ontology annotation, cellular component: cytoplasm; axon; perikaryon. Lineage: Eukaryota; Metazoa; Arthropoda; Insecta; Hymenoptera; Vespidae. Gene Ontology annotation, biological process: dopamine biosynthetic process from tyrosine. The transcript is spliced from 5 exons. The coding region runs from base 519 to 2048 and encodes 509 amino acids.
CCCGUAGACGCAUUCGCUCGUACGCUUCGUCCAAAGAGGACUUUACGAAAUAGAAACAAAGGCACACGCUGUCUCGUCUUUCUCGUGUUCACUCGUCGUUUUCGUCGAGUCGUAACGUACAAGGAGGUAUAACGGAUAUCGAGGUCGAAGGAGGACGACGUGUUAGAAGCGUUUUAUUCGUUCGUUUCGAGAGUAAACACUUCCCACGUAAUUUAGCUCGAAAACGUAUUAUUAAUCGAAUAAAAGGGAGAGAGAGAGAGAGAAAAGAUAUCAUUUCGAAGCUCCUUCGGCACGAGAUCCCUUUGCCGUCUUGUAGGCAGUGAGGGAAACGCUGCGCUCUCGAAGAAGCAGAUAGUUUCGACGAGUUUCAAACGACUCUUCUUGCAGUUUACUGCUUCGCGAGGGCUGAUACCUAUAUCAGGCCACGCGUACGACGAAACGACGAACGAAGGGAGAGAAAAAAGACGUCGUUUUCAAAGCUUUCCGAGGAGAAGAGAGGAGAGAGUUUGAAGAACGCAAUGGCAGUCGCAGCAGCUCAGAAGAACCGCGAACUCUUCGCCAUUAAAAAGUCUUACAGCAUCGAGAAUGGUUAUCCAGCGCGGCGCCGUUCGCUAGUGGACGACGCUCGUUUCGAAACAUUAGUCGUCAAACAGACCAAGCAAAGCGUUCUCGAGGAGGCACGGCAACGAGCGAAUGAUGCCGGAUUGACGGAAGAGGAAGUUGUGCUCGCGAAAGCGAUAGCGGAGAGUCCGGAGAGCGAGCACGUCGUGCAAAAAGCCGCGCUGGUCCUUCGUUUGCGCGAAGGCAUAAGCUCUCUCGCUAGGAUCCUGAAGACCAUCGAGAAUUUCAAGGGUACGGUUACUCACGUGGAAUCGAGACCGUCGAAGAAGGAAGGUCAUCAAUUCGAUGUCCUGGUCAAGGUCGACAUGUCGAAACAGUGUCUCCUUCAAUUGAUACGAAAUCUUAGGCAAAGUUCCUCGUUGGACGGCAUGACUUUGCUCACGGACAAUUCUGUCAGCGUCAGGGAUCCGUGGUUCCCCCGUCAUGCCUCAGAUCUCGACAAUUGCAAUCAUCUGAUGACAAAGUACGAGCCGGAUCUCGACAUGAACCAUCCUGGCUUCGCCGAUAAAGAAUAUCGCGCUCGUAGGAAGGUCAUCGCCGAGAUAGCCUUCGCCUACAAGUACGGCGAUCCUAUUCCCUGCAUCCCGUAUACCGAGGUUGAGAACGAGACUUGGUCCCGCGUCUUCAAUACCGUCAUCGAUUUGGUACCCAAACACGCUUGCGUCGAGUAUCAAAGAGUCUUCAAGAAGCUCCAAGAGGAAAAGAUUUUUGAGAGCCAUCGUAUACCGCAAUUACAGGAAGUCAGCAAUUUCCUGCAAAAGAAUACCGGAUUCACCCUAAGACCAGCCGCUGGACUGCUCACCGCCAGGGAUUUCCUUUCCAGUCUCGCUUUUAGAGUCUUCCAAAGCACGCAAUACGUUCGCCAUAUCAACAGUCCGUACCACACGCCUGAACCAGACUGCAUUCACGAGCUCCUAGGACACAUGCCUCUGCUGGCCGAUCCAAGCUUCGCUCAAUUCUCGCAAGAGAUCGGUUUGGCCUCGCUCGGUGCCUCCGAUGAGGAAAUCGAAAAACUCUCGACCAUCUACUGGUUCACCGUCGAAUUUGGACUCUGCAUGGAGAGUGGAGAGGUGAAGGCUUACGGAGCAGGUCUCUUGUCCGCUUACGGCGAAUUGCUCCAUGCGCUGAGCGACAAGUGCGAGCACCGACCUUUCGAGCCAUCGACCACAGCCGUUCAAAAGUAUCAGGAUCAGGAAUACCAGCCCAUAUACUUCGUCGCCGAGAGUUUCGAAGAUGCCAAGGAAAAGUUCCGUCGUUGGGUAUCAGCCAUGAGCCGGCCGUUCGAGGUCAGGUUUAAUCCACACACGCAGCGCGUCGAGGUUCUCGACACGGUCGACAGGUUGGAGGGAGUACUUUCGCAGCUGAAUACCGACAUGACCCAUCUUACCAACGCGAUCGACAAAAUCAAACGUAACUUUGCCGCGUAAGAGAAACCGGCUCAGGAACCGACUCUCACUUCGCACGAUUAUCGAGAUGAACGUUUAUCCUCCUUCUUUUCUUUCCUUUUCCUCUCUUUUCUUUUUCCUUUCUUUAAUCCUUAACCUACCGUAUACAGAAAAUAGCGCUUCACGUAGACGUUGUCCGACGAACGCUUUAUCGAGAGGGAACCUCCUUGCACUCUCGUUGCGCUCUCGUUGCACUCUCGUAGCAUUCCCGUAGCAUUCUCGUUGCUCCGUUUUUCUUGCUGAUUACCUACCGAUCUGCCUAGCCAUUGUUUCAGAUAGGCUAGAUAAAAGUAACGUUCGAAAGGAUCGAAGCUGCCAAGUUUCGCGAAAGAGAUCAGAAUGUGUUAUUGGAAAUGGGAGAGAAAGGGGGCGGGGGAGAGAGAGAGAGAGAGAAAUCGUUAUCGAAAUUAGGACUUUCUCGAGUUCCUUAAGUUUAUCCCGCCGCGCUUCGUAAGAUUCUUCCUUUACUUCGGAGAGCUUCCGGGUACGGCGAAGAAUCUUUUUUUGUUUUCCUAUCAUUCUCGUCCGUCCCACGCGUCGAGCUUGUCCUCGUUCUUGUAUAAAGUGAUGCAAUCGUAAUUCAUCGCGGAGUCGUAGCCGGGUACGCGACGGAAAUUCAUUAAAGCGAAAGAAAAGGAACUGAAUUGGGACACUAACGUCCUUAUAAUACGGAUACUCGAACGAAAGUGAGUGCGAAUAGGAAGGAUACGUUCGCUACGAAGGUCGACUACGCCAAUCUAAUUUUCCACGUCAUUGGUAAAAGUCUCGAUCGAGCGAGACCCCCGUUUCAUUGGCGAGACCACCGUUGAUCGUUAGGAAUCACGCGUUACGUUUCUGUCCGACUUAUCUCGAGCGAAAAGUCGUUUUAAUUGCGCAGCUCGUAGCGUCGAGCUUCGACGAUCCUACCUGAGGUUUCUUUUCGCGCGUACCCGCCGGCUACACUUUUCGUUGUUACGUUCUAUCGUAUACUCGUAUUUCUACUCCACCGUACAAUACCGUAUGCGUUGUAUUACGUAUUUCUUUCUUUGUUUUCUUUGCCGAUAAGAUCUUUAUCGACUUCGCAAUGUUUGCGUCUCGAUGAAACACCGUCGUUCCUCGCACAAAAGCGUCGCAGAGUUAAGACUAAACGCGCUCGAAAUCUCUUUUUUUAUUUUUUGUUUGUUCGUUUUUGCGUACGAAAUAGGACCGAUCCUUCGGAAGAGCUUUCCAAAGCGUCGACGGUCCUCAACGCCGAGGCAUAUUACUUAUGGUGCUUCGGCCAAGACCAAAGGAAAAGGAAGCAAAGGAAGAAAGAUGAGCUUUCGAUCCACCGACGUUGAAGAAUCGACGUUACAUAAUAGAAAAAUAUAGCAUAACCCUUGCGCGUAGUUAGUGUAUCUUCGCUUAUCGUUGGUGUACCCUGCGCAUCGACCGACCGCUAUCUUGCGUUCUUGCUAACUCGUACCAAAUAUCCCCUCGUAGGUGCGUACGCGUACGCAGCACGCGUAUUACGUACUUGUCAAGCCGUAGCAAAAUGGUCGAGCUAUAUAAAGCAUUUUCUUUGUAUUAUACUGUAAAGUACUCGAAGCAUAAUAAAGAUAUAAGAUGUGUAUCUUA